AUGCCCGACACACCUGUUCCAAUUCGCAGGAGUACCUCCUUCACAGAUAGAGACAAUCCAACCGAGUAUGCUUCUCUCCUCCCAAAGCCAACAGACAUUGACAGCUCGCGCCUGAACGGCGAGACGACCGUUGCUGGCGAGGACGAUGUCUCGAACCACAGCCUUGUCAUCGCAGAAUUCUGGUACCUGCUCAAGGGAUCAAUCCCGGUAAUCCUAGCCUAUACACUCCAAAACAGUCUACAAACCUCCUCCGUGCUGAUUGUCGGACGUUUGUCGCCGGAGCACCUCGCUACAUCCGCCUUCUCCCUCAUGUUCGCCAUGAUCACGGCGUGGAUGAUUGCGCUAGGAGGCACGACCGCAUUGGAUACGCUUGCCUCGUCUUCGUUUACGGGGAGCUCGAACAAGCAUGAUCUGGGGAUCCUGCUGCAGCGGGGCUUCUUCGUGCUCGGUCUUUUCUAUAUCCCCGUUGCUAUUCUUUGGGCUUGUUCUGAGCACGUUUUUCUUUUCUUGGGUCAGGAUCCGGUUCUCUCGAGAGGCAGUGCACGGUUUCUCACGUGUCUGAUUCCCGGAGGUUUGGGGUAUAUCUACUUCGAGGUCAUGAAAAAGUAUCUCCAGGCUCGAGGAAUCAUGCGGCCGGGAACCUACGUCCUCCUGAUCACCUCCCCCUUCAACGCCGCCUUGAACUACCUCUUCUGCUACACCUUCGAGAUGGGUCUGCUAGGCGCUCCCGUUGCAACAGGUAUAUCCUACUGGCUAUCCUUUGCCCUCCUCGUCCUGUAUGCACGGUUCAUCGCCGGCUCGGAGUGCUGGGGCGGCUGGUCGCGAGAAGCCUUCCACAACCUCGGCACAUUCGCCCGUCUCGCCUUCCUGGGUGUCAUCCACGUCGGCACGGAGUGGUGGGCGUUUGAGAUCGUCGCCCUCGCCGCUGGCCGACUGGGGACAAUCCCGCUAGCUGCGCAGACCGUUAUCAUGACAGCAGACCAGGUCCUCAAUACCAUCCCGUUUGGGGUGGGCGUUGCCGCAUCGGCGCGCGUCGGCAAUCUCCUCGGAGCUAGGAAUGCGGGUGGUGCGGCUCGUGCUGCGAAUACGGCAGCGUGGUUGAGUAUGUUGCUUGGUGGGGUGGUGUUGGCCGUGCUUAUGGGUACAAGGAACGACUUUGCGAGGAUCUUUAAUGAUGACGAAGGGGUCGUGCGGCUGACGGCCGAGGUGUUGCCGUAUGUUGCUCUGUUCCAGAUUGCGGAUGGGUUGAAUGGGAGCUGUGGGGGGUCUGCGAGGGAUGGGCCGCCAGCAUGUGGGCGCUAUGGUGAACCUGGUCAGCUAUUACUGUGGCGCGUUGCCUCUGGGGAUCUGGCUUGCGUUUCAUGGGGUCUGAAGGGACUAUGGGUGGGACAAUGUAUUGCGCUUUAUAUUGUUGGGGUGUUGGAGUGGUUGAUUGUGGCUUUUAGCAAUUGGGAUACGGAGGUGGGAAAGGCCUUUCAGCGGAUGGAUGUGCAUGAGCGUCUUGAGACGGGGCUCUAG
Molecule: messenger RNA, 1518 nt
Organism: Aspergillus viridinutans
Lineage: Eukaryota; Fungi; Ascomycota; Eurotiomycetes; Eurotiales; Aspergillaceae
Product: MATE family efflux transporter
Exons: 2
Coding region: 1-1518 (505 amino acids)
Biological process (GO): xenobiotic detoxification by transmembrane export across the plasma membrane
Cellular component (GO): membrane
Molecular function (GO): antiporter activity; xenobiotic transmembrane transporter activity
Source: RefSeq, a predicted model, not a curated record